Messenger RNA from Symbiodinium sp. CCMP2592, 2628 nucleotides. Lineage: Eukaryota; Dinophyceae; Suessiales; Symbiodiniaceae. The record is from the annotation of a GenBank genome assembly.
AUGGAAUUUCGGUACCUGUGCUUCCAGGCAGGCUUCAUUACCACUGAAGACUACCGAGCCGAAGGGUACUGGGAGCUGAAGUUGGCCUUGCUUGCUGUGGACAUCUUUUGGGUCAUCGAUCUGGGGAUCAACUUUACCACCGGCUACCGAGAUGUCACGCAUGUGCUCCACAGCAGUGCCCGCUCCAACGUAAGGCGCUACCUCCGGGCUGGCUUCGUCUUGGACCUGCUAGCCACCCUGCCCUCGCUUUGCCAGCAUGUGCUCCUGGUCAUCGACCCGCAUACUUACGGCUUCUGGCCGCUCAGGAUGAUGGGCUUAUCUCCUCUGCUGCGCAGCUUCCGUGUCCGGGGGGCCUAUGCCUUACUCAAGCGGCUGGAAGCCAACAUGUUUCUUUCCCAAGCUCAUCGGAUGGCCGCGUUCGAAUGGCCGAAAGCAUUGGAGGAGCGCCACCUGGAGGCCCAACAACUACGCCUGGUGAUCGAAGACUCCGACACCUACUCCUACGAGGCGCUGCUGCAGCAGGGCUUCCUGCCGAAGUUCCUUUGGGCGGAGCUUCGCUGCCGGAAUUGCGCGACGGUUCGCCUCGCGACUCAGAAUCCCAUGUUUGUCAGGCGCAGCGGAUCAUGGAUGAUACGACCCAAUCCGAGCUACUUCGACUACGUGAAAGCAGCGAGAGCGCCCAAAGAUCUCCAAUUUCAGCCUCAGGGCUUUCGCCUCAUAGCUUGGUGGGUUCAUCCGGAGUUGCAGCGGGACAGCCCAUGGUUUCAGCCGGACGACAUCCCUGCUUGCGAGCUAGAAGCAGAUCACACCUUCGACUACCAAGCUGUCCAGCCGCUCUCCAACUUCCAGACCUCAGCGGUGAAGUAUCUAAUGACCUGGCGCGACCUGGGCCCGGAGCACCUUGCAGAGCUGAUCCAGCUCCGUGCGGACAUCUUCCACCAUUUGACCGAGGUGUACGGCGUGUCUGAGGAGGAGUUGAACGACUAUGAUCUGCAGUUCCACACGACCACAGCUAUGCGGAAUCCUUGUCAUGGGGCCCGUCGGGGCCACUUCAUGACCCUUCAUUUGCAGAUUGGUGUGCGACACUGUUGGACCUUGUCCUGCAUGUCGCGGCACAUGUCUCUGCAAGAGACCAUUCGAAGGUUGCAGAGCCACGGCGACGUCUUCAAAGCAGGGCCACAGCUCUACUUUGAAGAACAGAGACCCGACCUGAAGCUCCUUCCUCCAUCGGUCCUGGUCUCCGACAUCCUACCGUUUCCAACUCCCCUCGGCUUUGACUGCAAGAAGUACUUCUCGGCGAUUUCAUGCCAGAGUCAGGAUGGGGAUAGUCAUGAGGAUUCGGAGAGGGGCGGCCAUGGCGUGGCCGAGGCGCCGGUCCGCAAAGCUUUGGUGGUCUUCGGUCCUGCAGGGGUGGGCAAGAGCACGGUCAUGGAGAAGCUGAAGUCCGGGACUUUGGCGCUUCAUUGUCCUGAGCUUUGCUUCCUCGGGGAGCAUUUGACAACGAUCGACGGGGACCUGGUUCGCAAAGCCCAGCCUGGCUUAUCACCGAAAGAAACAGCCUUAGCCAAGGAAAAGCUCCUGUCCAAGGCCAUUCGCCAGGAAAGGAGUCUUUUGAUCGCCACGGUCCGUCCAGAGGACUACGUGGAAAGACUGCGCGCCCAGGGCUACAUUCUCCACCUCUUGCCCGUCUUCUGUUCUCAAGAGGUGGCUCUUCGCCGAGUGCGUGCCCGAGAGGCAGAGACGGGUCGCACCUCCGAAUCCGCAGGCUGCGACAAAGCCUUCCGAGAGCGGAUCCACGCCUUCUUCAGACUGACGAUGGCAUCAGGCUCGGUGUUCUUUGUGGAGAACUGUGGAGACGUUCCUCGGCUGUGGCGGAAGCUCACGUCUGCUGUGCCCGCGGAAGCGGCGCGAGUCUGCUUCGAAAUCUUCGGCCUCGCCGGAGUUCCCACGUCUUGGACAUCGACGUCGUUUCUGGACAAGGCGGGCUUGAUGAGAAGCAGCCGCAGGGGGAGCCAGGGGAGACCAUGCAAGACCAGGCAGCUCGUCUUCCUGGUGGGCCCUCAGGGUGCUGGAAAGACCACCACCUGGCGCCAGCACCCGGAGAUUCUGGCGCAAGCUGGCCUAGAAAGAUAUACGGUCCUCGACGGAGAGUUAUUCUACGAAGCCCAUGGAGGUCAUCAAGUCUUGCAAGAGCUGGAGAAAGAUGCGUGCACAUCGCACCUGACUUUGGCGGAGGAGAUGCGAACAUGGAAGAGGGAUGCUGCUAGUCGAGCUGGCUCUCAGGGGCUCGACAUCUUGCUGCCGGUCACCGGUACAAGUCCUAUGACGGACGCAGAAUCGAUGGCCUACUUCCAGCGGCUGGGCUACAACAUCUCAGCCAUCUUCCUGCUCGUGAGCCCUCAGAGCUCUAGCUCCAAUGCCAAGAUCCGACAAAAGCAGACCGGCCGGCCAGCUAUGGAUUGCUUCACCUACAGCAAGACCUGCGAACUCAUGGAGGAGUUGGGCAAGAAGCUCGAGGUCCUUUACAUCAACAACGACCAGUUUCAGUGGGAAGUCUUGCCAAUUCGUGCCGGCCAGCUUAGGCUCAAGAUGUUCUCUCAGCAGUCAAGCGCAUGGCGCAGCGCCUGA